UACAGCGUUCAUGUUUGACAACAAGCCCCUAGCCACAGAGAUUCUGAAGACUGUACUGUCUUUGCCCAUGCUACGUGUAUUUUGGGAAGCUAUUUUGUGCCCUAGAAUCGUCCAACGAUGGCUAAAUUACAAUAUCUGAAUGUGUAUCUAACUGAGCGGUUGAUGCAAGCUGCCGAGGAGAUACUUAGAGUGGUCGGAGACACAAUCUCUGAGUACCAGGAAGAAAUAGCCCGGACAAAGCGAGAAAACCAAUACCUGAAACGCCACUUGAUCACACCGGUCAUACCGGCUCCUCAGCCCAUUGUCUCUUGUGUCUCAGAGCAGCAAACACCCCCUGAGCAACAGCGCUGUGAGCAGGAGUGGAGCCCCAGUCUGGGGCAGGAGGUCACAGAGCCCACACAGAUUAAACAGGAACAGGGUGAACUCAGGACUCGUCGGGAGGUAGAGGAGAUUCAAGGGCCGGAGGCUGAUACCAAAGAAGACUCCAUAAUCAUUCCUCCCUGUGUGAAAAGUGACUGUGAUCAGGAGCCACCUCAGCCCACACAUCUUCCCCAAACUGUGGAGAACAGAGAGAAGUACUCUCUACUGACCAACACAACUGAACAGAUCAAAACAGAACCCGAUGGAGAGGGCUAUGGAGUAUCACUAUCAGAACCAACCAGUGACUCCCCUCUGUCCCAGCCCCUCUCUGCAGUAAAUCCAGACUGUUCUAGAACACAGAGUGAGAACACUGACAGUGUUACUGAUGUUUCGAGAGAUCCAGAAAGGAGACCAGAGGACACACAGACACACUCAUGUACUCAGUGUGGAGCCGUGUUCUGUGAGCUUUCCCAACUGGAGGCACACAUGCUAUCCCACACAGUACCACACAGCGGUGACACUAGUCACAGGCAAAUCCUCUGCACAGUCUGUUGGAAGUCAUUCACCUCUACCAGUUACCUCAAGGUCCACCUGCGUUCUCACACUAAGGAUAAGCCCUUCCACUGUGGUGUGUGUGGCAAGAGCUUCAGCUACUCAGGGAGGUUCAGGGAGCACCAACGCAUCCACACUGGAGAGAGACCGUACCGUUGCCACGUGUGUGGUAAACGCUUCAGCCAGUCAGUCCAUCUGAAGACCCACCUGAGGGUCCACACGGGGGAGAAACCCUACUCCUGUCCUGUCUGUGGGAAAGGAUUCAGUCAAUCCAGCCAUAUCAAGGGACACCUCAGAACUCACACCCGAGGGAGGUAGGAGAAAGAUGCCUUGGAGUGGAAAGACCCCAUGAGGGGAUAGACAAAGCCUUUCCCUUGAGCAACAUGGGAAGUCAUACUGAGUCUAGGGUCUCUUUUACAGGGCUUAUCUAGUCUGUGUUACUUCCCUGUCAAGAUAAAGGUUAAAUCCAAAUGUUCUCAAAGUACCCAGCAUUUUGGAAGAGAAAGAGAUAGAACUGAAGAGAAGGAAUGUCUAAUUCUACAUUUAGUUUUAAGACUAGAGGACUAUAGAAUGUGUAAUGUGUUGUAGACUGAGUCACCUCAUGUCUCCAUUUGAUUUGAACAUGAACAUGCUAUGAAAAUACUUGACUUAAACGCAUCCCCUCGUGGAUCAAUAUGUGACACUAUGUUAGAGAGAAAUAUAAUGUUAAUUUCUUCCUCUUAAAGAUUUCAAUUGGAGCUGGUUGGUCUCCUUGCAAAUAAACUAACUCUGUCAUAUUGAUUAA
Molecule: messenger RNA, 1696 nt
Organism: Salvelinus fontinalis (brook trout)
Lineage: Eukaryota; Metazoa; Chordata; Actinopteri; Salmoniformes; Salmonidae
Product: zinc finger protein 184-like
Exons: 2
Coding region: 118-1230 (370 amino acids)
Cellular component (GO): nucleus
Source: RefSeq, a predicted model, not a curated record